Molecule: messenger RNA, 2508 nt
Organism: Trichobilharzia szidati
Lineage: Eukaryota; Metazoa; Platyhelminthes; Trematoda; Strigeidida; Schistosomatidae
Source: the annotation of a GenBank genome assembly
AACGACCUUCGGACGUGGCGCACGUUUCAGAAAUGGCCGAUCGUGCAGUUGGGAUUUGAAUAGUUGUGUCGUAGUACGCACUUCGUGCCGAGUGAAACGCGGGUCCCCUUCUGUUAAAUGUUUUGCAUUUGGUUUCUUGUCAUCAAUUUCAACUGGCUUCACAAUUUCCUGUUGCUUGUCUUUUAAUGCGGUCUCUUUGUCAUCUUCAUACACCAUGCCUGUACCCCCACUUGGAUUCAGCGUGAUGACUAUGCGUGUGAUGGCUCAGCAUUUCCAACGAACUGACCUAGUGGGGACUUUUAUCAUAAACUAAGAAACGCUUUGUAACUGACUAGCAACGUAGAUUUAUUUGGCGGUUAUCGCAAAGAUUCAUGACGGAAUCACAAGGUGUCCGUCGAAAACGCGCUUUAUCAUUCGCUGGAUACACAGAUCUCCCGAAACUUUCCAGUGGUGUUCCGAUUACUCAGUUACCUACCAUCAGUAGAAGCCGCCGGCCAUCAUGCAUAUGUUCUGGUGACUAUUCAGCCACCAAUGAAGUUUUCAAGGACAUCUCUAACAAGUUGAACAAUGCCAAUAGUAAUGCAGACUUUUCGCGUUUAAGUGAAUUUCGGGUUUCGGAAAGUCCUGAUUUAUGCUCAAGGAAAACGUCAGUCGCAACAGUAGUUAGAGGUGAUUCACCAUGUAGCUGUACUUCAACUCCUCAAAUGUCACCGAGGCGAACGAAUUCUUAUUCCGACCUGCUCACACUACUAAGACGGCCUGAAUUAUCGGAUUAUAUCCUGCCUGAUGGUCCAUUAUCCUCAAAUCUUGUUAAACUUUAUCUUGCAAAGCUUGCUGCUUCUAAACCGUCUGAUGAUAUCUGCCCUGUUAAAUCACUUCAAUCAAUAUCACCGAAAGCUUCUACACAGACUGAACUUCAUUGUCUACCAGAAUGCAUGCAACUACGUUCACCACAUCUAGCCUCUAUGGUUAUGCCAGUGAAUCAGAUCAUCCGUGCACAUGCUAACCAAAAUAGCUUUAAACAUGAACAGAGAAAAUCAUCCAGAGAAACUUUGAAUUCACUAUAUGCUAAUUUCAGUGAUCGGAAUGCCCUAACAGAUACAAGCUGUUCCAGUGGAUUGAGUGAUGCAGAGCCAUGGAGUCUGUCGCAUGCCUAUAAUUCUAUUAAAAGUGGAUAUCUAUCAGAUAAUCAUCUUUUGGAGGCAGCCUCAGAAGCACAUCGACUCAAUAUAAGUAAAAGACAGUUGGAGUUACGUUUGAAGAACUUGCCGAGUGGUUCUAAUAACAUGUCAUCUAGUGAUACACAGACAAAUUCAAGAGAAAACUUAAAUGGCUAUCCUGUACAUCUUAAUGGUAAAAAACCACACAAAUUUGAAUUCACUCAUGUCUAUGAUGGUUUAAUCCCACCAUCAUCAUCUCUCAAAAAUAAUAAUAUGAACAAAUCGCAUACAAAUUCAUUGAAUACCUCUCAAGUGAAUUUAAGCUCUAAUGGAGAUGAUAAUUAUAAUUAUUAUGAUGAUAAUAAUAAUAUGAUGAUGAAUUCAUCAGCAUAUUAUUCAGUGCCUAAUUCUCCGAGUAUACAUCAUUCAAAGCACUUCAAUAUGAUGAAUAAUGGCGAUAAAAUGGUCGAAAGAAAUACGUAUAAAUCUAACUUUCAUGAUAAUAACAAUAAUAAUAAAAAUAGUAUUGACAGUAUUGGUGGCAGGAGUAAUAGCAGUCGCAGGAAACGAUUUGAAGGCUUAAGAAAUUUCUUAUUAACAACACUGAAAGGCGAUAAUAUUAUGAUGAAUAAAGGUGGGGAUGACAAUUACUUCUAUAUGGAUGAGAAAGCAUUGGAAAGGCGAAUAGAACACCAAGCAGAGAAUGUUCUAUCGCCUGUAUCGUUUUAGCAGAAUCUAUUAUUAUUUAUUUUAAUUUUUUUUGUUUUUCUUUUUAAGAGAAGAUUUAUCUUGAUCAAAAUUAUUACUAUUAUUAUUAUCAUUAUUAUUAUCACUGCUAAAUAUGCUUUCAACUUAAUAUAUAUCUAAUACAUUAUUCUAUGGGAGCUCACAUUUAGAAUCAAAAGGUCUAGUGCGUGUGUAUGUGUAUGUAUGUUUGUGUGUGUGCACAGAUUUACGUACUGUUUCUCAUCUAUUUUUCUUUCUUUCUUCCUUUCAUUAACUUCUAUUUUCUUUAUAACACAGAAAAAGGUGAGGCACAAGUCAGCAUGAGAUAGUCAUACGUAUAAUUUACCUACUUAUUUCAUUGUAGAGCAGUAAUUUCUUGUGUGUGUGUGUGUGUGUGUGUGUAUGUGUAUUAACUUGUCUACACCAGUAAUUAUUAUUUAGUCACAGUUUAGUCUUUCUUCUUCUGACAUCGUGACCAUGUAGAGUGGUUGGUUUACUUGUAGUAGAUGUGAUGGGUGACCAUGUGUUUUCUUUUUUUUGUAUACAAUAAUCCUAAAUAUUGAUUUUAUUUUCAUGAUAUAUUUUCUCUAUGAUACAUAAUAUAUAUACACAUAUUUUUUCA